Molecule: messenger RNA, 2661 nt
Organism: Trichobilharzia szidati
Lineage: Eukaryota; Metazoa; Platyhelminthes; Trematoda; Strigeidida; Schistosomatidae
Source: the annotation of a GenBank genome assembly
AUGGCUGGUGCUCCACAUAGGAGUGGUCCGCUGAAACAGCAAAAUAAAAAGCAUAAAGGGACUAAAAAGCAAACUGAUAAGUCUCUGAAACCUCAACGCGUGAAGAAAAGUAUUAAGGUGUUAAACAAAAGUCAACGUCGUUUGCUUUCCAAGCAGCUCCGCAUACAGAAAAAAAUAGAGGUUAAAAAAUUUGAGGCAUCACGGGGAACCCGAGAAAAUCCCAUAGUUUGCGUUUUGAUCCCUUUAUCUCCCUUGGUACCUACACAUUUAGCCCAAAUUUUGUUUCAAACAUGUGCGUCAAACAAUGAGGUUUUGAAAGGACCCGAAUCGUGUUUACAAAAUGUAGUCACUUUUCACUCUCACGUUCUCAACAAAUAUUUCACAUUCAUAUCUGCACGCAGUGAUGAUCUUUUUGGAUGUCUAGAUCUCGCUCAGUUUGCAGACUGGCUUAUUCUCUUAGUUCCAAGUAAUCCUUCGGAAAUUCCGGACUCUGUUCAUGAGUUACUGACUGCCAUAUAUACACAAGGUUUUACAAAUGCGUCGUACGCUGUGCUCUCAUCAAGUUCAAAUUUAAAGGAGUUAAAACAAAUUUUAGAAUGUAGAUUUCCUGUCCCAGAAUCUACUGUACACCAACUGAACUCAAGUUCCAAUGCAAUGAAUCUUCUGCGUCAUAUUGCUUCGACUAGUCCAUCAAGUUUACAUGUUAAGACGAAGAACGCGAAAGUAGCUGGACAGUCUGCAGUAGCGCAUACAGGAGCACGGUACAGAUCACGCCUACUCGUUGACUCUCUUGAAUUAUCUUCCAAAAUUGAAAAAGGCGAUGAUAGUGCUGAGUCUGAUGUGACUUUAUGUCUGCGUGGUCGCCUUCUUGGAGCACCAUUGUUUUUGUUUGAAGAAUUGGACCAGUGUGGUACUGUUCCUGUCGGCCCCAGUGUACACUUAACUGGUUGGGGUGAUUUUCCUCUGGCAGAGGCCAGAUGGGUUCAUCCUAACGGGUUAAAAGGAAACUGGAAAAUUGCGGACUUGGAAAAUUCUGAAGACUUUAAAACGAGAGAUAAAUCUGUGAAUUCAACAAUGAAUAUGAUUAGUUCUGAAGAAGAUUCCGAGGAAGAUUCCGUGUCGGAUGAAAUGUCUGUGGAUGACUCACAACAGUGUGUUGAUGAAGACGAAUCGGACGUAAUGGAAAGUGAACCUGAUCAAUUGCAAUUGGAGAUGUCUGAUAACUCUGAUAUGGAAUGUGCAUCGAUAGCUAGUCAUACCGCCCACACAAUGGCAGCAAGCGCUACUUCUGCAUUUUCUUCGGCUCAGUUAGCCAAAUUUCGGGCUGCUAGAAUGGAAGAAAUGUUUCCAGAUGAGGUUGAAACCCCUCCUCAUAUACCAGCUAGCGAGCGCUUUGCGAAGUAUCGUGGUCUUUUGCGUUUUCAAGGCAGUGUGUGGCCAACUGAGGAGGACAUUUUGCCGAAGCAUUAUCAAAAUAUUGCCUGCUUUAGAAAUUAUCAUCGUAAUAGGCGUACUAUGAUUCGCUAUAUUGAACAGAAAUUGGCAGAUCUUCAAUCAGCACACAAAGCUGGACAGAAUCUUCACAAAUAUAUACCAUCUGGUGUAGAUGUAGAGCUUAUAUUACAACUUGCCUCACAUGAUCUUGGCGAGAAGAUAUUAGCUCAUCACACUCUACGUCAAAGCAGUGAUACCGUCAAACCAUCUGACCUCAGACCUCAUCCACUUGUUGUUUGGUCGCUGUUGCCUCAUGAAACAAGAAUGUCUGUUUGUCAUUUUACAAUGAGUCGUCUCUCUUCUGCCCUUCGUGCAGUAUCAGAUUUGAUGGUAAUAGCAAAUGUAGCAAAUAAAAUUAGUGAAUCAUCACUUAAAGAAAGUGAUGACUCUUAUCCAAUAGAAUUCGGUGAAGAAGCUUCUACGAAAAUUGAACGUGAAGAUAAAGAAAUACACGACGCUCUCAUUGAUCAUCGUAGUAAAAUUUCUAGGAAGGAAACAGAUAAGACAGUUUAUGAUCCGAAAACUCCUAUACCUCCAGAAGCUGAACCGAUUAAAUCGAAGGAUCUAAUGCUUAUUCAGGCUGGCAUUCGACGUUUUGUAGCCGCUCCAAUUUAUUCCACAACAAGCAAUCCACGCGAAAAGAGUAAAUAUGAGUCUUUCUUUCCUGCUACACAAAAUUCUACUACAGCAAGUGUUUACGCGCCAGUAAUGUAUUCUCCUGUCAAUGUGUUACAGUUUAGAAUCAGAGUGACUGAGGAUGAAGAUGGAGAACUGUCACCUCCGUAUGUUGGAGAGUUAGUAGCAACUGGAUCAUUGAAAUCCGCCGAUCCAAAUCACUUAGUCAUUAAACGGAUUCUUCUGUCAGGUCAUCCGUAUAAAAUUAAACAACGUCAUGUUGUUGUCAGAUACAUGUUUCACAACCCUAUGGAUGUUCUUCAUUUCCAGCCUGUACAACUGCAAACAAAGCACGGGGCCGUGGGACAUAUUAAAGAACCUGUUGGGACUCAUGGUUACAUGAAAUGUAUCUUCGAUCGUCCAAUCAUGGCUCAUGAUGUUGUUUUAAUGCCGUUAUAUAAACGAGUUUAUCCGAAAAUAGCGGUUAUAGAUGAAAGAUUGAUAAAGAAACCAGCAACUAAUAUUCCGAAUAGAGAAGCUCAUCAACUAUGA